AGAUCGAUUUAUGUUUUAAUAGGGGAUUUCUGGUUGUAAUUCUUGGAUCUUUCAACCUCGCCAGAUUCUCAGUUAAUUCUGUUAUUGGAAAUGUUUUUAAUUUUUAUUUUUAUCACAUCUUUCUUUCUGCUCUAGUAAUUGUCAACACGUUCGUUUAACAAAAUGAAACACUUUUUGUUGUUGAUUGUCUUAAGUACUGAAUUUUCCUCUACCUUUGCAGCAUCCAAGGAUACACCUGGUGAAAGUGUGACACUUGUCCAACCAACAAAAUCUGCUAUAGAAGUGUUAGAAAGGAAUGAAGCAGCCGAUCCUGUUAUUCACGCAGAAUUUCUUGACUUUCAAAAACCUGAAGGACUACAGAAACAGGGCAAAUUAGUUUUGGAACCUUUUCAAAAGAGAGCUACCACUACAUUAUUUCAGCGACCAACAACAGUAAAACAAACUCAAGUGAGAACACAGACACAAAAACAACAAUUACAAGCCCAGGCAGCACCAACCCCUACUAAAACUCAGGCACAAACAACCCAACCACAACGAACUCAACCACAGCAGACCCAACCACAGAGAACUACACCACAGCAGACUACACAACAACAAACCCAACCGCAACGAACUACACCACAGCAGACUCAAACCAAUAAACCACAACAAACUCAGACAAACACGCAACCCAACCAAAACAAACCCCAGGAUAAUAAGCCCGAAGACAACAAGCCAACAGAAAACAAACCUGAAGACAAGAAACCUGACGAGGAAAAACCUGAAGAUAAGAAGCCAGAAGAAGAAAAGCCCGAAGAUAAGAAGCCAGAAGAUGACAAAUCUGAUGAUAAGUCAGAGGAAAAGAAACCUGAAGAUCAAGAUGGAGAUAGCAAAGAUGACAAGCCAGAAGCUCCCAAGGUCAAACCCGACGAAAAGAAGCCAGAUGAUAAAGACGACAAAGAAAAAGACGACAAACCCGCGGUCAAACCAAAUAAGCCAGAUAAUGAUGAAAAUGAGGCGGAUACCACUAAACCAAAAUUGCCCGAUAAACUGUUGCCACCAAUUUCCGACCUACCACCUAUUCAGGAUAGACCAAAAACCUAUAGCUAUGACGUUCAAAUCCCUGUUGCUAGUAAAUCCAAUCCUUACAUAUACCAAUCCAAUUUACCUACCAACAUUGUAUUUAUUAUUGUUGGGGCAGUUUUAGGAUUUAUUUUUGUUCUGUUUGCUGGUAUUGGUUUAAUCAUUUCUCUUGCUUCUAGAAGAGUAGCCAAGAGAGAAAAGGGAUUUUUCCAAAAUGAUUCCAACCCCAGUUUUCCCGAUUCCUUUUACUACGGCGCUCCUCGAUUCACACCUUCGUACGGAUCAAGUGAUACUAGAGUCAAUACCGAUGAAUCUUCCUUCAGCCAAGGCAGGAGUUACAGGGACACUCUAUUUGGCCAUGGUGCAGGAGGCGGUGCUGUUGCUGCACAUACUCCUAGUAUUUGCGUUAGCGGUGUAAGUAGUGGUGCUGUAGCUUCUUCAGAAAAGAAACCUGGUGACAAUCGUCGCACCAUGUUUGUUAGUCCAACUUUGGAAUUGGCGAACAACAAGAGGAAGAUCCCCCUGUACUACAAAACUAGCAUGGAAAGGCUACCAGAUAAUUCAUCAACAGCGUCUUUGUCUUUAAAACCUUAUAACAGUUCACAAUUCAAUCAGUCAGCAACAUUCGGAAGAAGUUCUUAUGCUCCUGAUCUGUAUUACGGAUCUGAAAACCAAAUGAUGAUGAGCGAAACUUUUGAACAGCCAUACUAUGAUUACGAACGCUAUGGUACCGAUAGAUUCUAUGACGGUUAUGAUGACUCAACUGGUAGGGGUCAGAGACCUCCAAGCCAGUAUCUCAACAACCUAUUGAAGAAGUAAAUCUUGUUCUGACUACAAGUAUGAUUUAUAUAGAACAUGAUUCUAGUUAUUUAAAUAAAUAUGUUGCAAUAAUUAC
Spathaspora passalidarum NRRL Y-27907 is the source of this 1957-nucleotide messenger RNA. Its product is annotated as pheromone-regulated protein. The transcript has a single exon. The record is from RefSeq and is a predicted model, not a curated record. Gene Ontology annotation, cellular component: cellular bud neck; fungal-type vacuole. Lineage: Eukaryota; Fungi; Ascomycota; Pichiomycetes; Serinales; Debaryomycetaceae. The coding region runs from base 163 to 1881 and encodes 572 amino acids.